Messenger RNA from Teleopsis dalmanni, 1183 nucleotides. RefSeq lists its product as uncharacterized. Bases 176 to 787 code for a protein of 203 amino acids. Lineage: Eukaryota; Metazoa; Arthropoda; Insecta; Diptera; Diopsidae. The transcript is spliced from 3 exons. The record is from RefSeq and is a predicted model, not a curated record.
UACAAUUUGAGUACAAUAAUACAAUAUUUCAAACUAAAUGCAACUCUGUGUUCUACUGUCAAAAGGGUUUGCAAUUGGCGCUCAUUAAACACUUUUUGAGUGAACGCGCACAAUAUUUGUUUUGCAGAAAAUUAAUUAAAUAUUGAAUUUGCGUCCUUAUUUUUAGAAAAACUAUAUGGAUACACAUGUUAAUGGCAGUGAUCCGAACAUAAAUAACGGCAGUCAUAUGAAAGCAAAUAAGCUGCUGGCGUCGCGUCAAGCAUUUGGGGAACUUAAAAAUGUCAUCCAUUUGCAAACAAGUCAAUUAAAGAGCAACAUGGAGUCGGAUAGUGACCAAGACAAAUCUGGUGAUGGAAAGAAAAAUGUUGAGAAGCCUGAGUUUAAAACACCGGCUGUACAUGAAAUUGAGGCUGCUAUAUCCGAAAACUGUGAAGAUAUCAAUUCCAAUGAAUUCGAUGAGAAUUUCAUCGAUUCAUUUGAUUUCAGUAAAUUCAAUUGUUGCGAACUAUCUGAUGAACAAGUAUGGUCUGAAAUGGGUGCAUUAGAUGAUUCGUUCAUCAACAAAUUGUUGGAAGGUGUCAAAAAUAACCUAGUCUCGGAUAACGAUGAAUUUGAACCUGAAGCAAAUUUUGAAGAUUUCAUCGAUUUGUAUUCAAAUGCUUUGAUGCCCGUUUUGUCGGUAGCUGGUAGCGAUCAGGAAUCGGAUGAAGAUUUUCGUUUACGUUUUGAUAUACCAGAUUUGUCUUCAUCGGAUGACGAAUUGCCACCUGAAGUUACAAUUGUUUAGAAUAAAUUAAAUAUUUAUUUUUUAUAUGUGCUAGUCUUACAAUUAAUAUGUUUUAACCUUAUAAGAAAGUAAUGAAAAUGAAAUUGGUAUGCACCAGCCGAAUGUAUGUUUAAACCGAAUUUAGUAUUCGGUAAACUUUCCGUAUAAUUUGAGUUUGUGUUAAUAUUAAUUAUUUUAUAUUAAUUUAAUGUUAACAAUUAACGUAGCUUAUAUAUAAUUUUGAGUCGCCUUUAUUAAUGUACAUGUCGAUUUAUAUGUGUAUGAAAUACUUUAAAAAAAAAAUACAAGAAUAACAGCUCAAUGUUUAUAAAUCUUCGACAUAAGGAAAAACGGAAUAUGAAAGAUAAUAAUAUUAAUUUUGUCACUAUUAUUGCUCUUGCACCAAUUUUAUUUUUA